Linum tenue is the source of this 1171-nucleotide messenger RNA. The record is from the annotation of a GenBank genome assembly. NCBI's taxonomy places the organism in Eukaryota, Viridiplantae, Streptophyta, Magnoliopsida, Malpighiales, Linaceae.
CGUAAAACCAGUUGGCGGAUUCCACCAAUGCUCUUUCUUGUCAACUAGCUCGAUUCCGAUUCGACGACCAAAACCACAAUUCAGUACCGUUCCUUCUCCCAAUUCCUUAAUUCAAAACACCGAAUCAUCUCCAAUCCAGUGCGAUCUCUCCUCCGCCGAAUUCCGAUCCCUCGCUAGCUCUUCAGACCAAUUCCAUUUGUAGCCGUUGCCGCCUCCUCCGCCGCCGGGGUUCUUGGUCGCAGCAUCGCCAUGAGUUUCAUCUUCGGCAAGAGGAAAACUCCCGCAGAGCUUCUGCGGGAGAACAAGCGGAUGCUGGACAAGUCGAUUCGGGAGAUUGAGAGGGAAAGACAAGGUCUGCAAACCCAAGAGAAGAAGCUGAUUGCAGAGAUCAAGAAGAACGCUAAGCAGGGCCAAAUGGGUGCUGUCAAGAUAAUGGCGAAGGACCUUAUUCGGACGAGACAUCAGAUUGAAAAAUUCUAUAAGCUCAAGUCACAGCUCCAGGGUGUAUCUUUGAGAAUUCAGACAUUGAAAUCGACACAAGCUAUGGGAGAAGCCAUGAAAGGUGUGACAAAGGCUAUGGGCCAGAUGAAUAAGCAGAUGAACUUGCCAGCCUUACAGAAAAUUAUGAUGGAAUUCGAGCGACAGAAUGAGAGGAUGGAAAUGGUGAGCGAGGUCAUGGCAGAUGCGAUGGACGAUGCAUUGGGAGAAGAUGACGAGGAAGAGGAAACAGAAGCGCUCGUCAGCCAGGUUCUAGAUGAGAUUGGAAUCAACAUCAACCAAGAGCUCGUGAAUGCACCAUCUUCGGCUGUAGCUGCACCAGCAACAAAGGGUAAGGUUGCGCAGGUAGAAUCAGCAGCAGCGGGGGAAGACAGUGGGAUAGAUAUUGAUCUGCAGGCUAGGUUAGACAACUUGAGGAAGAUGUAACCAUUUUUGUGGUGGUAUUCUCGUUAUGCCCCCUUUUGUAUUUCUUGUAAUAUAUCGAUUAUAGCUUUUGUGUGACAAGUGCUUUACAUUUGAGUCAUGUAAUAUACGUAUCAUUUGACAUCUAGGGUUGGCAACGACUUGAGUGUGGUUUCCCUAUAUACCAUUCCGAACAGGGACGUAAAAUGACAUGCCAAAUAUAUAACUAUAAGUGUGCAGUUUGGGAAAUCUCAGCCAUCUCAUUCCGGAU